AAUGAAACGAUUUGGGGAGAAAGAAAACGCAAGCUAUGCUCGCCUAAAAUAAAUUUAAUGUUGAAGUUUCAGAUUUGUAGAUCAUGAUGAUAAGAACUAGAGGGUUGAGAUGAAACUGAAAAGAUUCAAAAAUGGGAUGCAAAUGAACAGAAAAUUAGAUGCAGCCAAUACGCAAAACACAUGCAAAUGUGGGAAACGCAUACAUAAUACUCAGGCUGGGAAGAAAAUCGCAAAUGGAAAGGCGGCCAUGGGAAGAAAGUCGCUCCAGUCAAAUUUGUGUCCUAUGGUCGUGAUUCGCUGGGAAAAUCAACGGCUGAGUAAUGAACACCAGUCAAACUCAAUAAUUGGGUCAGCCCACCAGUCAAACUCAAUAAUUGGGUCUGGAUGUACGUACACCCGGGUGUACUAUAUAGGGACUCAUCGUUUCUAGCCAAGGAACUCCAAUUUAAGGAGUGUUUGGGUUUGCUUAAAAAAAG
Molecule: messenger RNA, 476 nt
Organism: Cuscuta epithymum
Lineage: Eukaryota; Viridiplantae; Streptophyta; Magnoliopsida; Solanales; Convolvulaceae
Source: the annotation of a GenBank genome assembly